GGAUUUCAGAUUUCCGCUCGACACGCCCACUUCACCUCUCCCAACCACACGAACUCCCACACCACAGCAACAAUGGCAGAGCAGCUCGUCCUCCGCGGUACCCUCGAGGGCCACUCCGGCUGGGUCACCAGCUUGGCCACUUCUCUCGAGAACCCAAACAUGCUCCUGUCUGGUUCCCGUGACAAGACUCUCAUUGUCUGGAACUUGACCCGCGACGACACCAGCUACGGCUACCCAAAGCGCUCGCUCCACGGCCACUCCCACAUCGUCUCCGACUGCGUGAUCUCCUCCGACGGUGCCUACGCUCUUUCUUCCUCGUGGGACAAGACUCUGCGCCUGUGGGAGCUGUCCACUGGCCAGACCACCCGCCGCUUCGUCGGACACAACAACGACGUCCUCUCCGUCUCCUUCUCUGCCGACAACCGCCAGAUCGUGUCCGGUUCGCGCGACCGCACCAUCAAGCUGUGGAACACCCUUGGUGACUGCAAGUACACCAUCACCGACAAGGGACACACCGAGUGGGUCUCCUGCGUGCGCUUCUCGCCAAACCCACAAAACCCAGUCAUCGUCUCUGCUGGUUGGGACAAGUUCGUCAAGGUCUGGGAGCUCUCCACCUGCCGUCUGCAGACCGACCACAUUGGCCACACUGGCUACAUCAACACCGUCACCAUCUCUCCUGACGGAUCCCUCUGCGCCUCCGGUGGUAAGGACGGUACCACCAUGCUCUGGGACCUCAACGAGUCCAAGCACCUCUACUCGCUCAGCGCUGGUGACGAGAUCCACGCUCUCGUCUUCUCGCCAAACCGCUACUGGCUCUGCGCUGCCACCGCCAAGGAGAUUGUCAUCUUCGACCUCGAGAAGAAGAGCAAGGUUGAUGAGCUCCGCCCAGAGUUCGUCGAGUCCGGCGGCAAGGCCCGUGACCCAGAGUGUAUUUCGCUCGCUUGGUCUGCUGAUGGCCAGACUCUGUUCGCUGGUUACACCGACAACAAAAUCCGUGCUUGGGGUGUCAUGUCUCGCGCUUAAAUGCGUGUAGUCAAUGAUGUUCACUCAUGAGGAAUGGGAUCACGAACAACACAAUGGGGACGAGGAUGGCAUUGGAAACGGCAUGAUGAGGUGCUGCGAUACGAGGCUCGCCAGGUACUACUUCAUGUGGUUGUGGGAAGCACAUCCUGGACUGAGAGUAUGACAGGUCGCAGCGGUGCACGUGCCAAAUAGACGAGAUGAUGAAAAAAUGAAUACGACUCGAUUCACACUUCAUUCGCUCUGCCGCUUCAUUCUCCAUUAGCACACUACACAAAUCGAAUAUUGAAACCUGCGUGAACAAUCGCCAGGAUCCGAAAUUGACCAUAAUGAUCAUUAUGAUCU
This is a messenger RNA of Cercospora beticola, 1365 nucleotides long. RefSeq names its product 40S ribosomal protein RACK1 (gene ASC1). The record is from RefSeq and is a predicted model, not a curated record. Gene Ontology annotation, molecular function: protein kinase C binding; ribosome binding; translation regulator activity. Gene Ontology annotation, biological process: positive regulation of protein phosphorylation; rescue of stalled cytosolic ribosome. Gene Ontology annotation, cellular component: nucleus; cytosol. Lineage: Eukaryota; Fungi; Ascomycota; Dothideomycetes; Mycosphaerellales; Mycosphaerellaceae.